CAUCUAGUGGAUGAUUACUUCUGCGAGAAUCCUCUCUAUUGCAAGAAAGUUUUCCGCAGAAGAUUCCGAAUGACAAGACCACUCUUUCUACGUAUUGUUAAUGCUUUGGGCGAGUGGUCUCCGUAUUUCACUGCAAGGACAGACGCUCUUCACCGUCAAGGUCUUUCUCCGCUACAAAAAUGUACAACGGUUAUUCGCCAAUUGGCGUACGGCACCCCCGCGGAUAUGCUCGAUGAGUACCUAAAGAUCGGCGAGAGUACGGCGAUUGAAUGCAUUCAGAAUUUUGUGGAAGGCGUGAUUGAUAUCUUUGGUGCAGAGUAUUUGCGAAGACCCAAUACUGAAGAUACGGAGCGCUUACUUCAUAUCAGCGAGAGUCGUGGGUUUCCCGGCAUGUUAGGAAGCCUUGAUUGUAUGCACUGGCAUUGGGAGAGAUGUCCGGAAGCAUGGAUGGGACAGUUUACUCGUGGGGACAAAGGUUUCCCGACACUUAUUUUGGAGGCCGUUGCAUCACAGGAUCUUUGGGUAUGGCAUGCCUACUUUGGUGUUGCCGGAUCGAACAACGACAUCAACGUUCUUAAUCAAUCACCGUUGUUCGUUGAGCACUUGCGAGGGCAAGCUCCCAAGGUGAAUUACUUUGUCAACGACAAGCAAUAUCAACAUGGUUAUUACCUUGUUGAUGGAAUAUACCCAGAGUGGGCGGCAUUCGUGAAGACAAUUUCCCUCCCGCAGACAGAGAAGCACAAAUUAUUUGCCAAACAUCAAGAAGGGGCUAGGAAGGAUGUGGAACGCGCGUUUGGUGUGUUGCAAGCUCGAUUUUCCAUUAUACGUCACCCAGCAUGUAUGUUUGACCGCGGCGAUAUUGAAAAUGUCAUGAUGGCUUGCAUCAUUCUUCACAAUAUGAUUGUCGAAGAUGAAAAAGAGAAGGCGGCCGAUAUCAUCGAUUUGAACGAGAUCGCAAGCACGUCGACCGUUGAACCAUCGGUAUUCACUCAUGGUGACAUUCCGUAG
Brachypodium distachyon (stiff brome) is the source of this 1008-nucleotide messenger RNA. RefSeq lists its product as uncharacterized. The record is from RefSeq and is a predicted model, not a curated record. The transcript has a single exon. The coding region runs from base 70 to 1008 and encodes 312 amino acids. NCBI's taxonomy places the organism in Eukaryota, Viridiplantae, Streptophyta, Magnoliopsida, Poales, Poaceae.